Molecule: messenger RNA, 2686 nt
Organism: Chilo suppressalis (striped riceborer)
Lineage: Eukaryota; Metazoa; Arthropoda; Insecta; Lepidoptera; Crambidae
Source: the annotation of a GenBank genome assembly
CUGUGAGUUCAGCAUAUGGCAACACUGGAUAUAACCUACAUACGUUUCAAUUCACGUAUAUCAACCAAUAUCAACGUGAUAUCAACAAUAAAUAAACAGCGUUUAUCUUUGUAUUAUAUUCGUGUAAAAUUCUAAACACGAGUGCGUGCAUCUUACGAACGAUAAAAUAGCAGCGCAGUGUUAUUGAAUAUCUAUUUUCCAUUUGGGAAUAGUUAAAAUGUAAAAAAAAAGCUUUUUGUUUAAGAAACAUCUUAGAUCACUCCUGAAUAAUAAGAGAUAGAAACUUAUUUUUUUACUAUGUAUCAAACCUUUGAUAAUUACUCUUUCCCUCCAAGAUCAAGCUGCAACAGAAACGGAGAAUUUGAAGAUGAACUGAAUGAUCUUUUCAAUAAAAAGUUUCAGUUUAGAUUUGAUAGCCACUGGAACUUGCCGGAUCUAAAUCACUGGUUUUCUUCUCCGCCUUGGAAGGUAAAAGAAUUAGAAAAUUUGAAAUCCCGCUUGAACUUUCACAAGAGUCAGUUAAAUGAUUUUAACAUUGAAGAGUGGAGUAGUCAUACGAGGCGACGAAAUCCAGCUGGUGAAGUGGGAUGGAAAAUUCGAUGCCUGAUCAACCCAGAGUUCCUAACUCAAGCUUGGACAAAGUUUUACGAAUGUGCCUCUACUUACAGAAUAAUACCAGAACAGGCAAUGGUUGAGCAAAAGAUGGUGUCACUGCAUUUAUGUGAAGCACCCGGUGCAUUUAUAACCUCAUUGAAUCAUUUUUUAAAAUUAAAUUACCCAAGCAUUACUUGGAAAUGGGUAGCAAAUACUUUAAACCCUUAUUACGAAGGCAACUCCCCAUCCAGUAUGAUUAGUGAUGACCGAUUCAUGUUUCACACUCUGAACAAUUGGGAUUUUGGUGCUGAUAACACAGGAAACCUUAUGAACUGGGAAAACUCUCAGGCUACUGUGAAAAAAGUCAAAUCUUUGGGGAAGGUGCUGUUGGUGACCGCUGAUGGUUCUAUUGAUUGUAUGCAGAGGCCAGAUGCACAAGAGGAAGUCACUUCACCCCUGCACUACUGUGAGAUUGUCACUGCGCUGCAGGCUCUUAGCCCUGGUGGAACAUUUAUUUUUAAGUUAUUUACAAUAUUUGAGCAUUUCACUGUGAGUCUGCUCUAUUUCAUCAAUGGCCUGUUUACAGAGGUUAAUAUUUAUAAACCGGUGACAUCACGUCAAGGUAACUCUGAGGUCUAUGCUGUAUGUCUAGAGUAUAGAGGAAUAGAAGAUUUGGAAACAUAUCUACCUAUCCUUAAAUCUGCUUUUGGAACACCAUUUUAUGGAAACCUGGCAUUGUUUCCACUAGACUUGAUACCAGAUAGUUUUUUGAAACAAAUAGAGGAGUGUGCUGCUUAUUUCUGCUCAAUGCAGUGUCAAGUUAUCAAUAAUAACCUUCAAGCUUAUCUAAUGCAGAAAAAUAUUGCUCUUCAUAGUGAUAUCAAGCAUAUAAGGGCACUCGUAGCCGCAGAGUUUAUUUGGCAGUAUGGUCUGAAGCAAUUAGGAAGAGACCAAGAGAUUUUGAAAGGUGCUCUGCAUGAAGAGAACAAGGUGAACAUGAAUCCUAGAUAUCACAGAGGUUCAUAUACUGAGCGACAGUUGUAUACAAAGUCAUCAUUGAAGGAGAAGUCAAAAAAUUUGAACUCUUUUCUGCAGGCUGAAAUUUUGUCAAAUCCUUUAAUCUUGAUCAAUGAACAAGUUAAAUGGCUCUCAUUUUAUGAAGAACAUUAUGUAUUAAAUUUAGUCUUUACGAAUGGACUUCCUCUACAAAAAAUUAACAGUUCUAAAUUUAUAUUUGUGCCAAUAUUCAGAUUGUAUCAACAAAUCAUGGCAGAAGAUGAAUUUAAGGAAAUUAUCUUCAGUAAAGGUGUUAGUAAUCUAUCACUACAAGCAAAAUUAAGUAAUUUAAAUAUCAAAUAUCAUAAAGUGCUUUGCCUGCCAGAAUUUGACCAUUCUGAAUGUUAUAGUGUAUUUGAGAAAAGAUGUUUAAAUACUUUAAUGACUACAUUGAAAAUGUUAGCAGUUGGUGAGACGCUGGUAGUGCAAAACCUUAAUCUGUUGACUCAUUUCAAUGUCAGUAUCUUGUACAUUAUAUCCAAGAAAUGUUUUGAAAAGACUGGAUUCACUGCAUGUGAUAGUAUUGUCUUAUUCAAUUUUGUGAACAAAUCUUCACUGAAAUAUUUAGAUUCUAUACACACUGAAUGUGAUAAAUUGCAGAGUAGUGACAUGUUUGAUGUAUUGAACACUCUUCCAGUACAAACAACUAAUGUCGGAGAAUUUUUCAAUAACAUUGUGUUUUACAAUAACACAUUUUACAGGAACAAAUGUACAGAAUGUCUUAUUACUAUUGAGCAAAAUGUUUAAAUUCUAGUCAGCUACCAUCAUUACUUACCAGAGAAGUACCCAAUUCAAGAGUUAUUUAACUUUAUUAAAAAAUAAUAAUAAAUAUUUGUAACUGAAUCAGUGAUCAAGGUUACAGUUUGGCUCCAACACUCUACCUUCAUGUAGAACAUAUUUAUACUGUUUCUUUCUCAGUGUCUAUUAUUUUACAGUGUUGUCCUUUAAUGUUGUGAUAUAAUAAAGAAUAUUUAUGACAUUUUAAAAAUCAGUUUUACUUGUUCACCAUUAAAAAUACUAGCGCGGGCAUCCCCGC